Molecule: messenger RNA, 1011 nt
Organism: Phlebotomus papatasi
Lineage: Eukaryota; Metazoa; Arthropoda; Insecta; Diptera; Psychodidae
Product: PE-PGRS family protein PE_PGRS26-like
Exons: 5
Coding region: 235-921 (228 amino acids)
Source: RefSeq, a predicted model, not a curated record
UUAUUCUUUUUGGCUUCUUUUCUCUUGGAAGCUGUUAGCACUGGAAUCUACUCUCGCUUUUUCUUGCCGGCCGAGAGUUGAAAAUUACCAUAAACCAACAAUAAAUGAUGAGAUAAACAUCCGAAAAAUUAUUAAGCAAUUCUGGUCAAGAGUUGAUAUAAAGACUGACGCUCUGUGGACAGAUCAGUUGUCUUUCGGAGUCUCCAGCAAGUGGACAGAGCGAAUAGUGUCACAAUGAACGGGAAGAUCGCGAUUGUGUUCUGUGCUGUGCUCUCAAUCGCUCAUGCAGCGACUUAUCUCCUCUUGGAAAUCCCUGACUCCAGGAGGGAAGUAAGAGCUGCCCAAUUCGGUGGUUUUGGAGGAUUUGGAGGUUUCAGCGGAAGUGCUUCUCAGGCCAAUGCGGAUUCCCAGAGUUUCAAUCACGGUGGAGGUUUUCCCAGCUUCCCCAAGCACUUUGGCGGAUCAGCUGCCAAUGCCGGAGCCCAGAGUCAGUCUUUCGAAGAUGGCGGAUUCGGUGGCUUUGGAGGAUCAGCUGCAAAUGCUGGAGCGCAGAGUCAAUCUUUCGAACAGGGCGGUUUUGGAGGAUUCGGAGGAUCAGCAGCUAACGCUGGUGCUCAGAGUCAGUCUUUCAAUCAAGAUGGAGGCUUCGGAGGUUUUGGAGGAUUUGGAGGAUCUGCAUCGAAUGCUGGGGCUCAGUCUCAGUCAUUCGAACAGGGAGGCUUUGGCCAUGGGGGCUUCGGAGGAUCAGCCUCCAGUGCCAAUGCUCAGAGCCAAUCCUUCAAUUCUGGAGGCUUCGGAGGGAGUGGAUCCAGUGCUUCUGCUAACGCCCAGACCUUCAGCCAGGACUUUGGGGACUUCGGAGGACACGGCGGAGGAUCAGCUGCGAGUGCAGGAGCCCAAGCACAGUCCGUCUCGGCUUAGACAGCGUCUCUCUUCUAGUUUUUAACGUCCCACUGUGAAAUGCAUUGUACAGCAAUUUUGUUUAUCAUUAAAAUUAGCAUUAUAUCGAGA